Molecule: messenger RNA, 776 nt
Organism: Myxocyprinus asiaticus (Chinese sucker)
Lineage: Eukaryota; Metazoa; Chordata; Actinopteri; Cypriniformes; Catostomidae
Product: ER membrane protein complex subunit 4-like
Exons: 6
Coding region: 188-757 (189 amino acids)
Biological process (GO): protein folding in endoplasmic reticulum
Cellular component (GO): EMC complex
Source: RefSeq, a predicted model, not a curated record
UGUUAUGAGCCGGAAGUGCUGCUAGCAUUGCGUCAUCAUUAGGAGGAGAAUAAAUGUUAGCGUUUCUGAUAUUAAAUUAUUAUUUGGUUUUCAUAAAUUAAUCUGACAAUAAAGUGCAUUAGAGAAACAUCUGACUGCUGCUGUCCGAGUGUUUAAAGGUGGACUGACAGUUGAGAGAUCCAGCAGUAUGGCAUCACCGAGCGGUCAGGGGGGCGGAGCUCUGUCCACGAGAGGCGGAGCUACAAGCAAGAGAAUGAAAUGGGCUUUAGAACUGAGUCUGGGCAACAGCAGGAAUCGUGGUGACCGGCAGAGUAAAGAGGGUGAUGUCAUGUAUCCGGUGGGAUAUUCAGAUAAGCCCGUCCCGGACACGAGCGUACAUGAAGCCGACCGCAACCUGGUGGAGAAGAGAUGUUGGGACGUGGCUUUAGGACCGCUGAAGCAGAUCCCCAUGAACCUGUUCAUCAUGUAUAUGUCUGGAAACACCAUCUCCAUCUUCCCCAUCAUGAUGGUGUGUAUGAUGGCCUGGAGACCCAUUCAAGCGCUCAUGUCCAUGUCAGUCACGUUCAAGUUGUUGGAGAGCUCCAGUCAGCAGUGGCUGCAGGGUUUGGUUUAUCUCAUCGGUAACCUGCUCGGAUCGGCAUUGGCCAUAUACAAGUGUCAAUCAAUGGGGCUCCUCCCAACACACUCAUCUGAUUGGCUGGCUUUCAUAGAACCACCCCAGAGAAUGGAGAUCAUGGGAGGAGGAAUGGUCAUGUGAAACACACACAAACGCUGCA